AUGAAGGCUUUCAUCAUGCUUCCCCUUCUCAUGAAAGCCAUUUCCUCUCUCUUAGUCUUUCUUUCUUUUCUCAAACCAACCCUGUCCACAGUUGGAAUCAACCUUGUCUCUAAUAUCUGCCUAGGAGGAAACUCUAGUCAGAUAAACAGUCUCUACCAACCUAACUUGAAUCUCACCCUCACCAAUCUCUCCUCACAAGCAUCAAACCGUGGUUUCUACAACUUCACAUUUGGCUCUGGCUCCGAUCAAGUCUAUGCACUCUACCUCUGUCGAGGCGACGUUAAUCCCCGAGUUUGUCAAUCAUGUAUUGUUGCCGCCUCAAAUCUCCUCACACAACAAUGCCCGAACAACAAAUCAGCCAUCGUUUGGUAUAAAGAAUGCAUGCUUCGUUAUUCGAAUACCACCAUAUUCUCAAUUGAAGCAGACUGGCCCGCGAGUUACCAAUGGAGCCUUGCCAAUGUUUCAAAUCCUACCCAAUUCAAUCAGGUUUUUUCGGAUACACUGAAUGGGUUGAUCAAGAAAGCAGUCAACAACAUAACCACACCUGCUUAUUUCCAAACUGGGGAGGCAAAGAUUUCUAUUUUACAGACCUUGUAUAGCCUGGUCCAAUGCACGCCCGAUAUUACAUCGUCUGAAUGUAACCGGUGCUUGCAAGUCGCGCUAAAUGAUUAUCAAACGUGUUGUUCGGGAGGGAGUCAAUGGGCAGUUAUUUUCCGGGCAAGCUGUGAACUUAUGUAUGAACUCGCUCCUUUCUACAACAUGGAUUCUCAGUCAACUCCUUCUCCGCCACCUUCUACUUCUCUUGCAGCAACUCCACCUACCGUAAAUAAUACUAAUAAUGGAUCGGGAAAAGGGAAGAUCUCCAUUCUUCCAGUGAUCAUAGUAGUAUCCGUCGUUGUUGUGGUAUUGCUUCUUUCAAUCUUCUCAAUUUGUCUCUAUAAAAGGAAAGUAACUAAACCACAAGUCGAUGGUGAUGAUAUAGCUAACGUUGAAUCACUUCAGUACGAUUUUAAAAUUAUCAAAGCAGCCACCCAAAACUUUUCAGCUGCUAAUAAACUUGGGGAGGGUGGAUUUGGUAUUGUCUAUAAGGGGAUGUUGCCUAAUGGUCAAGAAAUUGCUGUCAAGAGGCUAUCUGAUAGCUCUGGACAAGGAGAUCAAGAAUUCAAGAAUGAGAUGGUUUUGGUUGCUAGGUUACAACAUCGAAAUCUCGUUAGGCUUUUGGGAUUUUGUAUUAAAGGGCAAGAGAAGAUUUUAGUUUACGAGUUUGUCCCGAAUACGAGUCUCGAUCGCUUUCUAUUUGAUACAAAGAAGCGAGGACUUUUGGAUUGGGAGACGCGGUUUAGGAUUAUAAAGGGAAUCGCCAGAGGACUAUUGUAUCUUCAUGAAGAUUCCCGACUCAAAAUUAUUCAUAGGGAUCUUAAAUCUAGUAACAUAUUGUUAGAUGGUGAAAUGAACCCCAAAAUUGCAGAUUUUGGUAUGGCUAGACUUGUGGACAUAAAUCAAACUCAAGGCAAUACGAGUAGAAUCGUCGGAACAUACGGAUAUAUGGCACCAGAGUAUCAUUUGAGGGGUUUUUUCUCCAUUAAGUCCGACGUUUACAGUUUUGGUGUCAUAUUACUAGAGAUUGUGAACGGACAGAGAAACUACGCAUAUCAAUCGGAAUGCAAUCAAGAUCUUCCACGCUAUGCGUGGCAAAAAUGGAACAAUGGAAUGUUCCAAGAUCUGAUAGACCCGGAACUUGGUUACAAUAUUUCAAUGGAGGAAGUGAAAAGAUGCAUUCAGAUUGGUUUGAUAUGCGUUCAGGAGGACUCGGAUGCGAGACCAACUAUGGCUUCUGUUAUUCACAUGCUCGGUAGCAACUCACAAAGGUUAUCAUUACCUAAAGCACCCGCCUUAUUCAACUAUAACAAUGGUCAGUCAAAUACGGAAUCAAUUUCACGAAAUAAUGAACGCAUAUAUACAAGUGGAAGCAAGUCUUACAUGUGGUCAAAUGAGGUUCAUGGCUUCUUCAUGGAUCCCGAAGUUGAAAUACACGAUGUUCAAAUCCAUAGAAUUAGAAUGACUUUUACUUCCGGAAAGGAGCUUCGCAAAUUUUAUAACGUUUAUGUCCAAUCAAAGGAUUUUGGCAUUUCUAAUCUAGGAGCAAGGAACGAUGAAGAUGGAAAACAAAAUUGGUUCUCCAUUGCUUGUGCCAAAAGUGGUGCAUGUUCUACGAAGGGGAAACAUUUUGCAAUGUACUUUCCACCAAGACAAAGUGUAAGGCUAAGAUAA
Messenger RNA from Impatiens glandulifera, 2271 nucleotides. RefSeq names its product cysteine-rich receptor-like protein kinase 15. Gene Ontology annotation, molecular function: ATP binding; protein kinase activity. Bases 1 to 2271 code for a protein of 756 amino acids. Gene Ontology annotation, biological process: protein phosphorylation. Lineage: Eukaryota; Viridiplantae; Streptophyta; Magnoliopsida; Ericales; Balsaminaceae. The record is from RefSeq and is a predicted model, not a curated record. The transcript is spliced from 8 exons.